UGAACUUCGACUUUCUUCCAGAGUCCUUGUUCUACAGCCCGAGCACCACCCGACCCUGGUGUACUCCUUCUUCUGAAUGAUGACGUCAAAUAUUGUGUUGCAGCUGGGUCUGUUGGUUGUUUUAUCUCUAGCCUCUGCGCAUGCGCAGAACAUGACGGUCAUGUGCUAUUAUUUUGACUGCCCAUCGUACGGCAAAAUUGCUCAACGCAGUACACACGAAGAGCGAGUGUAUGACAGCCAGAAAUGGAUUACCACUUCCGGCGACGUCAAAAACCUUGAAGCGUCUCGCUUGCAGAUGUUCAACAGGCUGCUGUCCUAUCUGAGCGGACUGAAUACACAGAACAAACCAUUGAACAUUACACUGCCCUUCCUGACGAAGGUUGUUCGUGAACCCGGAUCUGACGUCACGACCGAAAUGAGCAUGUACAUGUAUAUCCCUCUGGCCAGCCAAUCGGCUCCACCAACACCCUCUGACCCCAAGGUCAAGGUUGUGUCGACUCCAGUCACCUAUGUAUACAGCACGUCAUUCGGAGGAUACACUUCAAAGUAUGGAGUGAAGAAGACACGGACACAGUUGACAGCUGCCAUCGGCGAUGCUCGUUUAUACGACAACAGCCACUUCUACCUUGCCACUUACAGUAGCCCUCUACAGACGAAGCAGAGGUACAACGAGCUGUGGGUGGUCAGGAAGUAGACACAUAGUGCGUCGGGUCUUCAGUGCAGUUAUGAUCCAAGCCACAAUCGCCUAUUGCUGUUGCUGGGACGAUGUUUCAGAGAGCGCACCUGUAUGCAGAUGAUUGUGAUAGAAGGACUCUCCCUGUGCAGACAUCUGUUGUGUGUUGUCUCGUAAAUUGUUACAGUCCAUGUGAUGCUUGAUUCUGGCUUCGGUGGGAAAGAUAUUUUCUUUCUAACCAUUCCUAUUGACAAUCAAUAAAUAUGUUUUAUAUCGAG
Messenger RNA from Haliotis rubra (blacklip abalone), 951 nucleotides. Its product is annotated as heme-binding protein 1-like. The record is from RefSeq and is a predicted model, not a curated record. The transcript has 5 exons. NCBI's taxonomy places the organism in Eukaryota, Metazoa, Mollusca, Gastropoda, Lepetellida, Haliotidae. Bases 77 to 694 code for a protein of 205 amino acids.